GACGCUCCUUCAACAACAACAGCUAGUCAGAUACCUCGUUAGCUUUCUAGCAAACAUAGCUACAACAUUCACGCUAUUUACACUGUUUUGGUGUAUAUUAGUCGCUCUGUAUUAAACAUACUUCUCUCGUAUGUACUUGUUGGCCUAUGUAAUUAUAUAUUGACGUUGUUUGUCAGCUAGCUGGUUUACUAAGUUAGCUUAGAACUAGGCUAGUCGCUAAUGCUAGCUAGCUAACAUCCCCGACCAUGAGCUCACUAAGCUACUCUCCUGAUAAAGAAGAUGAGGUCUGCUGGACGGAGAAAGAAACUCUCGUGGAAGAGGAGGCUGUUUCAAUUAAAAAACAAGUAGAGGGUGAGGCUGUUACCGUGAAAGAAGAAGAGAAAGACGUUUCAGUGAAAGAAGAGGAAGACGCGUUCAGAGUGAAAGAGGAGGAGGAUGUUAUAGUAAAAGAAGAGGAUGAUUCAGUUUCUGGAGUGAAAGAGGAGGAGGGGGAGAUGACUGUCACAUUGGAGGAAGAAGAGGAGGUUGGAGAUCUGUUUAACACCAGAGAAAGACGUGACGAUCUUGCAUCCUCUUGGGAGCCUCAACAACCUCAUGAUACUGACGAGGCAGAGAAGAUUCUCUCCAGUACAGAACAUCUCAAUAAACACCAGCAGAGAUGCACAGGGAAGAAAUCUCACCACUGCUCUCACUGUGGGAAAAGUUGCAAAUCUUCAUCAGAACUUAAAAUACACCUGAGAAUUCACACAGGAGAGAAACCUUUUGCCUGUGAUCAAUGUGGGAAGAGUUUUACACGGCUACAAACCCUGAAAUCACACCAGAGAAUACACACUGGAGAGAAACCUUAUAGCUGUAAUCAAUGUGGGAAGAGUUUUACGACAUCGAGCUAUCUAACUAUACACCAGAGAACACACACAGGAGAGAAACCAUAUAGCUGUGAUCAUUGUGGGAGCAGUUUUACUACAUCUAGCUAUCUAACUAUACACCAUAGGACACACACAGGAGAGAAACCGUAUAGCUGUGAUCAUUGUGGGAAGAGUUUUACUCAGCCAGACAGCCUGAUAUUACACCAGAGAACACACACAGGAGAGAAACCAUAUAGCUGUGAUCAAUGUGGGAAGAGUUUUUCUACAUCUAGCGUUCUAACUAUACACCAGAGAACACACACAGGUGAGAAACCAUAUAGCUGUACUCAAUGUGGGAAGUGUUUUUCUACGUCUAGCUAUCUCACUAUACACCAGAGAACACACACAGGAGAGAAACCAUAUAGCUGUUAUCAAUGUGGGAAGAGUUUUGCUCAGCUAAACAGCCUGAUCGUACACCAGCGGACACACACAGGAGAGAAACCUUAUGGCUGUGGUCAAUGUGGAAAGAGUUUUGGUACAUCUGGCUGUCUGAAGACACACCAGAGAACACACACAGGAGAGAAACCUUAUAGCUGUGAACAAUGUGGGAAGAGUUUUUCUACAUCAAGCUAUCUCACUAUACACCAGAGAAUACACACAGGAGAGAAACAAUAUAGCUGUAGCCAUUGUGUGACCAGAUUUGCUUGGCUAAACAGCCUAGUAUCACACCAGAGAACACACACAGGAGAGAAAUCUCAUAGCUGUGCUCAAUAGGGGAAGAAAUACUCUGAUAUAAGAUCUCUGAUUAAACAUCAGAAAAUAUGGAGUUUUUUCAUGAUAUCAAUGAAAUAAUGUCUUAAUGUAGAAUGUUUUUAACAUUGUAGUAGGAGUAUUUUAAUGAAUGUCAGAAUGUAGAACCCUAAACGUUUGCCUUCUGUUCUUUUGAUUUUAGCCUCAGGGGACAAUUCCAGGUUCUGUAUUGAAAGAGUACUAUUUAUGAGAUUUAACAAAAAGUGACUAACUAAAAAAGAGUUGUUACACUUACCACGUUGGUGACCCACUAGAAUUAAAAUGAAAUCCUUCAAAAUGUAGCUGGUUGUUUUCUACAAAUUGUCUUCUAACCAGUGAUGUAUAGAUUAUUCCCAGAUUCCGUGUGGUUUUUGCUGUGUUGGUUUUAACAGGAUGUGCAACCUCAUCUCCCUCCUCUCGCACAAUUUAUUUCAAUAUGAUAUCGAUGAGUGAUGACAAAUAAGUGUUGUGUUCUUUGUAUAGCCACCCCUACAUUUAAAUGCAUCACUCCAAAAUGUAGCUGACUGUCUUCUGCAGGUUGUCCUCUAACCAGUGAGGUAAAAGAUAUCUCCCAUUUCCAUGUGUUUUUGUUUAGUUGUGUUUGUUUCAACAGCACGUACAACCUGAUUUCCCCCCUAAUCGAUAUCAGUGAUUUAUUGCCUCUUGUCAAAACAACAGGGUUUGUGGUGCUUGUGUACUUAAUAAGGUGCUUGUUUAACAAAUACAAGUCAGAGAGAAUAAAGUUGGCGGCACACAAACGUUUGAUGUAUGACCCGAUGUCCGGAUGACGUGCUUAUGCCCAUAUGUGGGCAUCUUGUUCCUGUUCUCACGCGUUAGAGGGUGUGCCUGCGCUGCGGAUGAGAGAAUGGCUUAAGAAAAGGCUUGCACUCUGUCAAAUUGAACAGGCCCUGAGUGGUACAACUCUCCACGGAUAUGCAGUGGAAGAACUGGUCUGCGGACGCAGUGAUCUGAAGGCCCUAAGAAUCGCUUCAAUGGCCCUGACUCCAAAGUGACAAUUUUAGCAUGUGAACAAAAUCUGUCAGUUCCAAAGCAUGCAAGGAUGUAAACUUUUUUAUGCCGGUGUUUAGCUUUAAAUGGAUUGAUUAUCCCAUAUUCAUAAACCUUAUGAAUAAGCUAGACAGUCUUUUCCAAAAUAGUGAACAAUUAUGGCGCUGGCCGCGUCUAUCCUUAAGACAUUCCCAGGAUCCACAUGCCCGACUGAUCUACCCCUGGAGUGAAAACUUACGGAGCUUUGAUGGAGCGUGCAAGAGAGCCUGUCUUGGCACUGGUGAAUUGGAAACGGAUGCAGGUCAGGGCUAACCAAGCCCUAUAUCUGUAAGAAAGGAAUAGUCAAAUGGUUCAUUAAUUAUAACAGGUUUUAAACUGUAUGUACUAAAUAUUUUUGAAUUAAAUAAAUGUU
This is a messenger RNA of Oncorhynchus masou masou (cherry salmon), 3054 nucleotides long. RefSeq names its product zinc finger protein 501-like. The coding region runs from base 246 to 1619 and encodes 457 amino acids. NCBI's taxonomy places the organism in Eukaryota, Metazoa, Chordata, Actinopteri, Salmoniformes, Salmonidae. Gene Ontology annotation, molecular function: RNA polymerase II cis-regulatory region sequence-specific DNA binding; DNA-binding transcription factor activity, RNA polymerase II-specific. Gene Ontology annotation, biological process: regulation of transcription by RNA polymerase II. The transcript has 2 exons. Gene Ontology annotation, cellular component: nucleus. The record is from RefSeq and is a predicted model, not a curated record.